CCAUGAACUUCCUCAUUUGUCUCGUGUUCGUACCUCUCAUCGUCACAGCUCAGCUUCUGACAACCGAGAAACAAUGGACCGACGAAUGCCGAGCUGAAACCGGAGUUUCCAUAGAAGCACUCGAUCAAGUCAGACACAACGAUUUUUGCAUCACAGACGACAAAAUCGACGCGUUCAUUCUAUGUUUCGGCAAGAAAUCCGGCGUCUUUAACGCAUCUGGCGACGUGGAUGUGGAAAAACUCAAAGCGAAACUGAAGACUAUUGUCAACAAUGAAGACCAAGUGAACGAAGUCAUCGCCAAAUGCGUCGACAAAAAAGAAACUAAAGAAGAAAGGGCAUUUCGGGCUUUUAAAUGCGUCAGACGUAGUUAUCCAGAGUUCAAAGCCCUUUAAAAAAUUGAUAUUUUUGAAAUGUUACCUAAACAUAAAAUAUUAAACGAAAACUUUAUUUCUUUUUGGUGUGA
Molecule: messenger RNA, 463 nt
Organism: Zophobas morio
Lineage: Eukaryota; Metazoa; Arthropoda; Insecta; Coleoptera; Tenebrionidae
Exons: 2
Coding region: 3-392 (129 amino acids)
Biological process (GO): sensory perception of smell
Molecular function (GO): odorant binding
Source: RefSeq, a predicted model, not a curated record